Molecule: messenger RNA, 396 nt
Organism: Filobasidium floriforme
Lineage: Eukaryota; Fungi; Basidiomycota; Tremellomycetes; Filobasidiales; Filobasidiaceae
Exons: 1
Coding region: 1-396 (131 amino acids)
Source: RefSeq, a predicted model, not a curated record
AUGUCCAACCCGGACGCAGUGGUGGUCCCCGACGAUUGCUACUGCAAGACAUGCAAUGGGCGAACGCGAGCCGGUGCGUUCCCGGACGACAAGCUUCGGGUGGCUUGUGACAAGGCCUUCGACCAUUGCGUGGUCAUACCGGGGGAGAAGGAGGCCUGUGUAAGGUGUAUCUGGAGGUACGGCGAGCCCUGCGACUUCGAGAAGAGACCAUAUGUGGUCAAAGAACGCAAGCCGAUGAUCGUCAGGAUCACCAACCCCCUCCCCGCCACCCCCGUCACCCCCGUCACCCCCACUCCCGCCGGGCCCGCUAGUCAAGCUCUGGCCCAACUCCAGCCCGCCCUGAUGGAUCCGACCACGGGCAAGUUCUGGUUCCAGGCUGGAGGUUCUGGUAGUUAG